Penaeus vannamei (Pacific white shrimp) is the source of this 2132-nucleotide messenger RNA. Lineage: Eukaryota; Metazoa; Arthropoda; Malacostraca; Decapoda; Penaeidae. The record is from RefSeq and is a predicted model, not a curated record.
AAUCACCGCUGCUCAUCAGCUGAUUAUGUUGCCGUAAAGGGGUCAGCGAUUUCACAGUUUUAUCCAUUCAAAACGAACUAAAUUACACCCGUAAUGUUAAAAGAUUUUAAAUUUCAAUUAUUGAUUCGGCAGAGAAAUAAGCCCAAAAGUCCAUUCCGUUGGUGUCGAUUUGGCCCUCACAGCUGAGAAUCGAGCAGUGGUGUGGUGUGCCAAGUUAGUAAAUUCCCUUUUGUGAACUCAGGCCAUAUUAUGCAAUCCCUGUUUAAGUAAAGUACUCCUAAGUAGUAUUUUGAGGGGGAUUGCAGGUAUGUGCACUUGUAAGGAUGGAAAUUAGAGAGAUUGAUACAUACAUAUGAUUACGUACAUGUGUGGAUGUGUGAUGAACCGGUAGUGGUUAUGAUGUGUACCAUACAUUCUGGUAUUAUAUUGGUGUUCUAUAUUACCUUUGGAAGAAAAUAAACAGGAAGAUGUUAGUUGUCCGGAGACUUGCAUAUAGCCCGUGUUCGGCCCGAUGUCUCGCAACAGUUGCACAGGAGGUGACUUCCAAGAUUGUGGAGGGUCCCUUGGCCACGUAUGAAAACAGAGUAGAAUGCCAGCAACUAAUAUACGAUCCUUAUCAAAAAAAUAUUGUAGAGGAGUUGCAGAGAUGUUAUGAUGAAGUUAGCACAUACACACCACCACCACCUCCAGGACUUUUAAGAAAGUUCCUCGGAUGGCAGAACAAGGUGAUUCCACCGAAAGGGGUGUACAUCUGGGGAACAGUAGGCACGGGUAAAACAAUGCUUAUGGAUCUCCUGUAUGAAUGUGCUCCAGGGGAUAAGAAGAAGAGGGUUCAUUUUAACAAGUUCAUGGUUGAUGUGCACAAACGAAUACACAUAGAAAAGAAAAAGACGAAGAAGAUCCAUGCGCCUGACCAGGCUCGUUACUUUGAGCCUGAUGGCACUUACACCAUUAGGCUCAGGCCAGAUGAUCCGAUUCCCCCUGUUGCAAGAUCAAUUGCCGAUGAAGCAUGGCUGCUCUGUUUUGAUGAAUUCCAGGUAACAGAUAUUGGUGAUGCAAUGGUUCUGAAGAGAUUGUUUACCGAACUUUUCAACUCUGGCAUAAUUGUUGUGGCAACGAGCAACAGACAACCAGAUGACCUUUAUAAGAAUGGUCUCCAAAGAUCUAAUUUUCUUCCUUUUAUCCCUAUUUUAAAAUCACACUGUGAGGUGAUCAACUUAGACUCAGGAAUUGAUUAUAGAACAAAAAAUCUUCCAGACACUCAAAAGGUUUUCUUUGUCAAAUCUGAGUGUGAUGCAGAGGCUGAAAUUAAACUGUUAUUCAAGAUUAUGAUCUCUGAAGAGACAGAUGUUGUUCGACCUCGCACCCUAACUUACAGCGGAAGGAAUGUUACAUUUGAGAAGACGUGUGGUGGUGUGUUGAACAGUACCUUUGAAGAAUUAUGCAACAGACCCCUGGGUGCUGAAGAUUACAUCCAGAUCUGUCAUGUUUUCCACACCAUCUUCAUCCGAGACAUUCCCAUUUUGAAAAAAAGGACAAGUGCUUUGGAAUGGAUUAAGCUGACCGCAGGUAUCAAGGAGGGGGGAAGUAGUCCUGGUUGGAGUCAUGAUCAAAGGAGAGCGAGUGGUCAGGGAACAGUGAAAGUUAAUGUCAUUGGGGCUGAUAAAGAACCCUCACAUCUUAGGAUGUGGAUAGAAGAAGGAAUUGGAGAAGACAAGGAAAGGGAAAAGGGGAGAGGAAAGGACCAUGUAAAAUUGGUUGGAACAAGGGCUGAGGUCCAAGGAAGGGGAGAUCUCCAACACUCUCUGUCUUACCACAUCCCACACCACGACAACAAUGGACAAGGGAUUAGUGGGAAACUAUGCAUUCUGUUCCAGGUAAGGAUUGUGUGCACAAGUGAUGUCCCUCACACACAAAUCUUCAGGGGUGAUGAAGGGCACUCAGAGUUUGUGGAUAAGGAAAGUCUUUCCCUGAUGGAUGAUUUAGGACUCAAGGAAAAAAAUGAAACCACGAAAACCAUGAGCAUCUUCACUGGAGAGGAGGAGAUGUUUGCCUUUGAUCGCACUGUGUCACGACUCACUCAGAUGAUGACCAAAAGUUAUUGGCAAGAGUACUAUUCUGAAAUGCGUUGA